UAAAUACAAAAGUUGGUACUGCUCUAAAAACUUUCUAUUUUCAGUCUCAUAGCUGAGAGCACAUCAAAGGUUAUUAACUAAACUUCUCUUUCAAUUUUGCUAGGGUUUCAUUUUCUCACCUCUGUUUCUUUCUCACUAGUAGUGGAACCAUGGCAUUAUCUGAUGAAGAAGAGGGUGAAAUUUUAUCAAAUUAUGUGAUGGAUUAUUAUUUUGUUGAUGAGAGUGAUACACUCGUCUCGUUUUCAAAUUUACCUGUUCAAUGGGAUGAUAAUGUGGUGUUACCCGACUCAGGAAAUUCACUAGUCCUUCGAGGGACUUGUGAUGAUGGGUUUCAAUCAGUCUAUUUGCCUAUCAUAGCAUGGAAGUUUGAACUUUCUUAUAUUCAUCCUGAAAUAUCUGUUCUUAGUAAACGCAAGAAAUGGACAAUGCUUCAGAAACCAAGAAAGGUUUUCGAGCCAAUUAUUAGGAAAAUCUUGGUUACAGUUCAUUGGCUUCACUUUUGUAAGAAAUAUUCGGAUGCUUCUCAGGCAUUUGCCUGGAAACACUUGCAAAAGAAUUGCAGCUCUUACUGUGGUCAACUAUCUGUCAACGAUCUGCUUGAACACAAGUUAUUAAUUGUUGAAGCAGCAAGCAGGGAUAAAGAUAUUGAAGAAUCGAAGUGUUUCCGUACAUUUACGGGGGAGAGUCAGAUAGGCAUAAUUUGUGAUGAGAAUGCUGGAGCCUCAAAAGAUUUUGACAAAGAUGGUAACGAAGAGCAGAUCUUUGAUAAAGUUUGUGCAAUUUGUGAUGAUGGUGGUAACCUUUUGUGUUGUAAUGGACGGUGCUUGAGAUCAUUUCAUCCAACUGUUGCUGAUGGGUUGGAAUCUAAAUGUGCAUCCCUUGGUUUUAGAAAUGAGGCUGAAUAUGAAGCAAUUCCAGUUUAUCAGUGUGAAAAUUGUAUUUAUCAGCAACACCAAUGCUUUGCUUGUGGAAGAUUGGGCUCUUCUGCCAGAUCUUCUUGUCAAGAGGUUUUUCCCUGUGCUUCUGCUACCUGUGGCCAUUUCUAUCAUCCAGAAUGUGUUGCACGAUUGCUUCAUGCUGAUAAUGAAUCACAAGCAGAAGAACUUAGAGAUAGAAUCACUGCAGGAGAGUCUUUCGCCUGUCCUGCUCAUAAGUGUUUUAGUUGUAAGCAGCACGAAGUCUCUAAUGUCAAAGAGUUGCAAUUUGCAAUAUGUAGACGUUGUCCUAAAGCUUAUCACAGGAAAUGCUUACCUAGGGAUUUUAUUUUAUAUUGUCAGAGUGAUGAAAAUAAUUUACAAAGGGCUUGGGAAGGUCUAUUGCCAAAUAAAAGGAUUCUGAUAUACUGCAUGGAGCAUAAGAUCUUUGCGCAUUUACGGACUGCUCUUAGGAACCAUCUAAUAUUUCCUGGUGUUGAAAGAACACAUGCUCCAGAGCUGAUGGCAGGACUGCAAAACUCUGUGAUGUCAAAGAAAACCAAGGAUUUCAGUAUUUUUAAGGAUAGACCUGCUAAUAAGAAGUUAAAACACAUUGACAGUCUCUAUACUGAUGUUGGAAUUCUUGAUUCUUCUGCCAAGAAAGAAAGAUGCCACUUAGAGGAUUUGAAACCCUUGAAGAAAUUAAAUCCAGCUAAAAAGCCAUCAACAAAAUUUGAUUCAAUCUCUGCUAGGUCAUCUACUGUAGACAAUACCAAUUUUCUUUACGAAAAUAACUUAUCAAUGAACUUGGGAUCUAUUCCAUCUAAGUCUAAACAGCACAAUAUUCCUAGCAGUAAAAUCAAGAGCACUCUUUCAGAUAAACCAGCAAUGCAAAAGGCAAAGAUCACCAGGCCUGUGCUUGAUGCUGAAAUGGAAAAAGGAAUUCUGACCCUUAUGGAAGAUGUAAGUUCCUCAUUCGAUGUUGAAGAAUUUAAGGAAAGAAAUGCACGGGAUACAAAUUCUCACCCAAAAAAUAAAUUGGAGAAUUCCAUUCCACUAGGAAUGGUAGAGGUUUCGGUGAAGGCUGUACAAACUGCCUUACAGAUGCUAGAUAAGGGAUGCACUAUUGAGGAUGCAAAAACUGUUUGUUCACCUGAGGUUCUUAGGGAAAUUUUUAGAUGGAAGGCAAAGCUCAAUAUCUACCUAACGCCUAUUUUUCAUGGAGCACGUUAUACAUCUUUUGGUCGGCAUUUUACACAAGUGGGGAAGCUUAAAGAGAUUGUUGAUCGUAUCCAGUGGUAUGUGCAAGAUGGUGAUAUGAUAGUAGACUUCUGCUGUGGUUCGAAUGAUUUCAGUUGUUUGCUGAACGAAAGGCUAGAAAAAAAUGGGAAACCUUGCUUUUUCAAAAACUAUGAUAUUAUACAAGCUAAGAAUGAUUUUUGUUUUGAGAAAAGAGAUUGGCUGACUGUUGAUCAAAAUGAAUUACCUGAUGGUUCAAGACUGAUAAUGGGGCUAAAUCCUCCCUUUGGCGUAAAUGCAUCUCUUGCUAACACAUUCAUUAACAAGGCUCUUGAGUUUAGUCCAAAGCUCAUUGUUCUCAUUGUUCCGCAGGGAACACAAAGACUGGAUGAAAAGGCUCCAUACGACUUAAUCUGGGAGGAUCAGAAGCUGCUUUCGGGCAAGUCGUUUUACCUGCCUGGAUCAGUUGAUGUAAAUGACAAGCAGAUGGAUCAAUGGAACAACAUCCCACCUCCUCUGUAUCUUUGGAGCCGCUUAGACUGGACUCCCGAGCACGCGUCAAUAGCUCGACAAUGUGGUCAUGUAUCUAAUUAAUAAUAUGACUAUCUUUUCAUAGAAAUAUGUUGAUCUACUAACUGAAGCAGGUCCAGGUAGGGAUGGAAGUGCACCUUCACAUCUGACAAACGGUAGAAUUAGUAAUUUAUUCAGUGUUUUCUUGUGCUGUAAGGAAAAGGUUUUAAAGUUAAAUAUAUAUAUAUAUAUAUAUAUAUAUAUAUAUAUAUAUAUAUAUAUAUAUAUAUAUAUAUAUAUUUGUCAAAGGCUAAACAGUUCAGGUUAUAUUACCAGUUACAAGUUAUGUGUAUAGCAAUCACUUAGAGUAUGGCAUGGUCUGUAAUUGACUGCAAUUGGCAGAUGCUAAAUAGGGAUUUAAAAUCUAGAAGCCCAAACUGAGGAAUUGAGAAUGUAUCUGUAACAAGUUUCUGCUGAUAAUUUUAUUAGAAGCUACGAAGCUUCAAAACUUUUCGACU
Mercurialis annua (annual mercury) is the source of this 3181-nucleotide messenger RNA. RefSeq names its product protein ENHANCED DOWNY MILDEW 2-like. The record is from RefSeq and is a predicted model, not a curated record. Lineage: Eukaryota; Viridiplantae; Streptophyta; Magnoliopsida; Malpighiales; Euphorbiaceae. The transcript is spliced from 19 exons. Bases 150 to 2747 code for a protein of 865 amino acids.